Molecule: messenger RNA, 1504 nt
Organism: Hyaena hyaena (striped hyena)
Lineage: Eukaryota; Metazoa; Chordata; Mammalia; Carnivora; Hyaenidae
Gene: CRLF1
Product: cytokine receptor like factor 1
Exons: 9
Coding region: 1-1257 (418 amino acids)
Biological process (GO): cytokine-mediated signaling pathway
Cellular component (GO): external side of plasma membrane
Molecular function (GO): protein binding; cytokine receptor activity
Source: RefSeq, a predicted model, not a curated record
AUGCCCGCCGGCCGCCCGGGCCCCGCCGCCCAAUCCGCGCGGCGGCCGCCGCCGCUGCUGCCCCUACUGCUACUCUGCGUCCUCGGGGCGCCGAGAGCCGGAUCAGGAGCCCACACGGCUGUCAUCAGCCCCCAGGACCCCACGCUCCUCAUCGGCUCCUCCCUGCAGGCCACAUGCUCAGUGCACGGGGACCCGCCAGGCGCCACAGCUGAGGGCCUCUACUGGACCCUCAACGGGCGCCGCCUAGCCCCUGAGCUCUCCCGUGUGCUCAACGCCUCCACCCUGGCCCUCGCCCUGGCCAACCUCAACGGAUCCAGGCAACAGUCAGGUGACAACCUCGUGUGCCACGCUCGUGACGGCAGCAUCCUGGCCGGCUCCUGUCUCUACGUUGGCUUGCCCCCAGAGAAACCCUUCAACAUCAGUUGCUGGUCCAAGAACAUGAAGGACCUGACCUGCCGCUGGACGCCGGGGGCCCAUGGGGAAACCUUCCUCCACACCAACUACUCUCUCAAGUACAAGCUGAGGUGGUACGGGCAGGACAACACGUGUGAGGAGUACCACACGGUGGGGCCUCACUCCUGCCACAUCCCCAAGGACCUGGCUCUCUUUACGCCCUAUGAGAUCUGGGUAGAGGCCACCAACCGGCUGGGCUCGGCCCGCUCCGAUGUGCUCACCCUGGACAUCCUGGAUGUGGUGACCACCGACCCCCCACCCGAUGUGCACGUGAGCCGAGUUGGGGGCCUGGAGGACCAGUUGAGUGUGCGCUGGGUUUCCCCGCCAGCCCUCAAGGACUUCCUCUUCCAAGCCAAGUACCAAAUCCGCUACCGAGUGGAGGACAGCGUGGAUUGGAAGGUGGUGGACGAUGUGAGCAACCAGACCUCGUGCCGUCUGGCCGGCCUGAAGCCAGGCACGGUCUACUUCGUGCAAGUGCGCUGCAAUCCCUUCGGCAUCUACGGCUCCAAGAAGGCAGGAAUCUGGAGCGAGUGGAGCCACCCCACGGCCGCCUCCACCCCUCGCAGUGAGCGUCCGGGCCCGGGCGGCGGGGCGUGCGAGCCGCGGGGCGGCGAGCCGAGCUCGGGGCCGGUGCGGCGCGAGCUCAAGCAGUUCCUGGGCUGGCUCAAGAAGCACGCGUACUGCUCGAACCUGAGCUUCCGCCUCUACGACCAGUGGCGAGCUUGGAUGCAGAAGUCACACAAGACUCGCAACCAGGACGAGGGGAUCCUGCCCUCGGGCAGACGGGGCACGACGAGAGGGUAAACGGAGAUGGGUCCUCUCCUGCGCUUGGGGAAGGGAGCGACGCCACGCGGAGUGGUCCAUCGGGCAGUGGGGACGCACCCUUGGUCCCAGCGGGGGAAAGCAAAGAUCUGGUCCCCCAGCGAAGCCCUCCCCACCUCUGACAACGCAGCCGCUCGGGGACCCAGCUCCGCCCCCAGGCACACCCAUCCCCGGAGCUGGCUUGAGGCGGAACUCUGCGACCCCUGCCCACCCCUGCGCCCGCACUUAC